AUGUCAGCAUUUAAGAAAAUGUUCAAUGUUUUACGUUCAAACAAAACAGAGGAUAGCAUAUUGGAUAUGCGGGCAAUGAGGGAUAAAAGUUUAGAUUCCCACUACACGCGUAACAACAGACCGAGUGUGUACUCAUUUCAAAAUAAUUUCGGCGUCUCAUGUAGAACAUCGACGAUGUCCACAACAUCCGAAGUGUCUCACAUUAACUACGCUAAUGAAUUGACAAAUUGGCGUCAGUUGGAGCCCAACACGUCAAUACCUUUUCCUGGUAGUUCAAUGUUACCAGCGUAUUAUGGUCAAUUUGGAUAUCCCGAAACAUAUCCGACAAAUAUGCCAUAUCAAAAUUCAAAUUUUGGUUAUCCACUAUUAACCGAAAAUCAAAUGAUGUUAUCGGAGAAUCCAUUGUAUACAGAAAAUAGAUUAAUUAGUGCUGAUAGUCCUCUGCCAACAUUACCCAAUAUGACAACUUUGUCCGAACCUAGAAAUCAAUUUGCAAACUCACGUCCUGAUGCAUUCAGAUCUAGUAUGGUACCCGUACCACUAGAUAAGUUAAAAAGGAUGCGCGCAGCGAAAGAUUUAUACAACGUUUUGAAUUACUUGGAUAGCGACGAGGCUUUCUUAAAGAAAACAAAUAAAUCCAACAAGACCAAGAAAAAUAGCAAACAAAUGUUUUAAACUUGAUCCAAUUUGAAUUUGGCUUCUUUCUUCGUUGCAUCGGUUCGAUGAAGUUGAUACAGUAAACGCUCCUCGAUAUGUUUCACCGCAUUAACAGUUAGUACUAAAGUGUCGUGUUUAAGCAUGGAGUAUGUAUUGAGACCAUACGACGGCAUUAAAUUCACAUAACCCAGCGCAUCAGUGGCAUAACAAAUAUUCUCCGGAAAAAUAUCAUCUCUGCAUGGAAGAAAACAUAAAUUAUUUAGAAUUUUUUAAAAUAUGUGUAAAUAAAAAAUAAAUACCUGUCCACAAUUAGCACAGAUGGUCCCCAA
Molecule: messenger RNA, 986 nt
Organism: Zeugodacus cucurbitae (melon fly)
Lineage: Eukaryota; Metazoa; Arthropoda; Insecta; Diptera; Tephritidae
Exons: 3
Coding region: 1-675 (224 amino acids)
Source: RefSeq, a predicted model, not a curated record